This is a messenger RNA of Arabidopsis arenosa, 1891 nucleotides long. The record is from the annotation of a GenBank genome assembly. NCBI's taxonomy places the organism in Eukaryota, Viridiplantae, Streptophyta, Magnoliopsida, Brassicales, Brassicaceae.
CCACACAACAACACAGAGAUCCCAAAUCCGGAAGAUAUCUUCUUCUCUCAUAACUCAGUUUACUCUGAUCCACUGAAACAUACAAUUAAGAGCAGUAACCGUCAGUCUCACACCUGCAGAAAAAUUCACUCUUCUUCUAAUAAUGUUCCUCCACAGAGAGAUUCAUGUAUCGAUCAUUUUGACUUUUUCAGGAAUCAAAGAUGAAAAAUUAUAGUUAAGCCAUGGAUGGGUAUGAAGCUACUAGGAUUGUGCUCUCUAGAAUCCAAAGCUUAGACCCUGAAAACGCAUCAAAGAUCAUGGGUCUUCUCCUUCUUCAAGAUCACGGUGAGAAAGAGAUGAUAAGGCUAGCUUUUGGUCCAGAGACUCUUGUUCACUCUGUUAUAGUGAAAGCCAAGAAAGAGUUAGGUCUCAUGAACUGUUCAAGGUCUCCAUGGAGUCAUCAAGAUGAGUUAAUUAGCCCUAAGAACAACCGUGGCUCUUCUCUCAAUCCUGCUUCUUUGCCCUUUUACGCUAAUGGAGGAAGAUCUUCUAGGGAUUUAACCAACGACUUCGAGCUCAUCGAUGAUGUUAACUCAAGAAGUGACUUUUUGGGCUCUGUGCAUGCGAGAAGCGGUAGCUGUGUUUUGGACGGUUUAGGGUAUGGUGGUGAUUCUGAUUUAGGGUUUGGAGGUGUCCCCUGUUCUUAUUUCGCCAGAGGCUUCUGCAAAAACGGAGCUAGCUGCAGAUUCGUACACAGUGAUGGAGGAGCUGAUUUGGUUGGCUCUCCAAGCAGAAUCGAGCUUCUUAGGUCUAACUCGGUACCUCCAAGACUUGCUCACCACUUCAUGACUCGCUCUUCUCUUCCUUCUUUUUCACCUAAAGGUGUUAACUUGCAGCAAAACGAUGUUCAAAGAGCUGCUGCUGCUUUGAUGAUAGGAGAUGAAUUGCAGAAGCUUGGAAGAUGGAGACCUGAAAGGAUUGAUCUUUCUGCUAUGGCUUGUCCAGCUUCAAGACAGAUCUAUCUGACAUUCCCUGCCGACAGUAGGUUCAGGGAGGAAGAUGUGUCUAAUUACUUCAGUACUUUUGGACCAGUUCAAGAUGUGAGGAUACCAUAUCAGCAAAAGAGGAUGUUUGGUUUUGUGACAUUUGUGUACCCUGAGACUGUUAAGAGCAUUCUUGCCAAAGGGAAUCCUCACUUUGUGUGUGAUUCCAGAGUUCUUGUUAAGCCUUACAAGGAGAAAGGCAAAGUCCCUGACAAAUACAGAACUAACCAAACAACAGAGCGAGAAUUGUCCCCAACAGGCCUUGAUUCUAGUCCUAGGGAUGUUCUAGGAGGGAGAGGGUUUUAUAACAAUACCCAAGAUGUGUUGUGGAGGAGUAAGUUUGAAGAAGAGAUUCUUGAGCUUCAGAGCAGAAGGCUGAUGAAUCUGCAGCUUCUUGACGUCAAGAAGCAUUUCCAACUCAAUUCCCCUACCAACAUUCACUCUCCGAAUCCUUUCAGCCAAUCACUUAUAUCUCCACGACCAUUGUCCGUGAUCAAGAGAGAGUAUGAAGGAGGAGAGAAAGGGAAAGGAAGUUCUAAAGAAGGAUCUGAUGAUGAUACAAUGAAUCUACCAGAGAGGUUGGAGGAUAGCUUGCCAGACAGUCCGUUUGCGUCGCCCGCCCAUCAUUUGCUUCUGUUUGCUGAUUCUGCAGACAAUAACGGAUCGGAUUUGUGGUCGCCUUCUUCUGAUAAUGAUGAUAAUUCUACUCCUUCUACACUCUCUGACUCCUUCAACUCUUUCAACUGCCAAAUGCCGAGGUUACCGGCGAUUGGAAUGUUACCCGGUAGGGGUGGACCAACCUGUCGUGUUGGGAUAUAAACAGGAAGAGAAGUAAGAAAAAAAACUGAUAAUAUAGAGAGACCCUUAAU